Carica papaya (papaya) is the source of this 471-nucleotide messenger RNA. Its product is annotated as basic form of pathogenesis-related protein 1. Gene Ontology annotation, cellular component: extracellular region. Lineage: Eukaryota; Viridiplantae; Streptophyta; Magnoliopsida; Brassicales; Caricaceae. The record is from RefSeq and is a predicted model, not a curated record.
CAAUUAGCCUCUGUAGGUUGUAUUAUUAUAAGCAACAUAAUGCGCUUGUCCGAUGCACAAGACUCACACCAAGACUUCCUUGACGCCCAUAACGCGGCUCGUGAUGAAGUAGGCGUUGAGCCAUUGGCUUGGGACAAUACUGUGGCAGCAUAUGCACAACACUAUGCCAACAAACGCAUUCAUGAUUGUCAAUUGGUGCAUUCAGGUGGCCCUUACGGCGAGAACUUAGCUUGGGGCAUCCCUGAUCUCUCGGCUGUUGAUGCCUCCAAAAUGUGGGUCAUCGAGAAGCCUAAUUAUGAUUAUGAUUCUAAUUCAUGUGUUGCUGGCCAAAUGUGUUUGCACUAUACUCAAGUUGUCUGGCGAAAUUCACGUUUAAUAGGGUGUGGUAAGGCCAAGUGCAACAACGGUGCUACCUUCAUUGUUUGCAAUUAUGAUCCUCCUGGCAAUUUUAUUGGAGAAACGCCUUACUAA